This is a messenger RNA of Pseudozyma hubeiensis SY62, 291 nucleotides long. RefSeq names its product leucine-rich repeat-containing protein. The record is from RefSeq and is a predicted model, not a curated record. The transcript has a single exon. The coding region runs from base 1 to 291 and encodes 96 amino acids. NCBI's taxonomy places the organism in Eukaryota, Fungi, Basidiomycota, Ustilaginomycetes, Ustilaginales, Ustilaginaceae.
AUGGUCUAUCUGCGCAAUCACCAGCCCGCACCAUCACGACCUUUCGCCGUACACCGGCUCUGUCCUCGCAUCCCGCUGCCCACUGCUGCUUGCGCUCAACACGUCGACAUCCGCUCGAGAAUCAAGGAUGCGGACACGUAUUUCGCGAGCGCAAUGCCCACGCUCGACUCGCACCGUCGACAGAAUGCGCUACACCGCCUCUCUGUCUGCUAUGCUGCUUCUUUUGUCAAACGACGUUCCUCGACAUACGACGAAAACAUUGCUUCUCUCGAUGCGACAAGAUGCUCCUGA